Molecule: messenger RNA, 882 nt
Organism: Rhincodon typus (whale shark)
Lineage: Eukaryota; Metazoa; Chordata; Chondrichthyes; Orectolobiformes; Rhincodontidae
Gene: lhfpl4b
Product: LHFPL tetraspan subfamily member 4b
Exons: 3
Coding region: 78-866 (262 amino acids)
Biological process (GO): sensory perception of sound
Cellular component (GO): plasma membrane
Source: RefSeq, a predicted model, not a curated record
UAACAGCUGGCUCUCGGUGUGACACAGAGACAGAGAGAGAGGGAGGGACUGUGCUGCCUGUGGGUCACCUCUGGGGCAUGAUGUUGACAGCUCAGGAGGUGGCCCCCCUCUACCAGACGGACUUUGUGAGGAACGCCCGUGCCGUCACAGCUCUCUGGGCUGUCUGCACAUUGUGCCUGGCCUUGCUGGAGGUAGUGGUGCUGACUGAGCCAGCCUGGGUGCAGGCCCCAGCCUCAGGCCCAGGCCCCACUGGCACCUUCGGCCUGUUCCAGCUGUGCCAGCAGACGGACGGGCCUCCCCGGUGUCAGGGCUCCCUGGCUGCCCUCUCCCCGGUGCCCUCCUUCCAGACUCCAGCCGGCUUCGUUGGGGCUGCCCUGGGCCUGGUCCUGGCCAGCGUCUGCUGCAGCCUGGGGCUUUAUCGCUGCUGCAGCCCCUCCACAGUCUACAAGGUGUGCGCCUGGCUCCAGUUCUCUGCCGCCAGUUCCCAGACCCUGGGAUGCGUGACGUUCCCAGACAGCUGGGGAAUGCCGGAGGUGCGGGAGCUGUGCGGCCCACAGGCUGGGAGCUAUGCCCUGGGGGGCUGCACCAUCCACUGGGCCUUCGGCCUGGCCAUCCUGGGAGUCCUGGAUGCCCUUGUCCUUUCUGUUCUCGCCUUCAUGUUAGCCAACCGUCAGGAGACUCUGCUACCGGAGAACGUGGAGAGGGGCCAAAAGGUGAGACAGUACACACGGUGCACUGACUGUAACCCCGACCCUCGCAGAAUCAGGCGGACGGCAGAGGCAAUAAGAAACAGGCAAAGACCAGGAAAGAUGUGCCGUGGCUGGGAAGAGCUUUUGUUGGAUUCUUCAAAACAGAAACUGAAAUAAAAUAUCUUAAAAGAUA